AUGGUCUUUGGCCGGUCACUGACCGAGGCAAGGCUGAUCAGUUCAGCCAACUAUGUGCGGACAGAGCUUCCGACGAGACUCGCACAUCGUAUUCGAGACAUGCAACAGCUGCCCUACGUCGUCGUGACCAAUCCCCACAUUAGUGAAGUGUACGACUUGUACUACACUGCCUUUGAUACCUUCCGAAAGGUAAAGGAGAUCAAGAACCUCGAUGACAAUGAGCGCUUCUGCAAAACGAUCAGCCAGACGCUCAAGGCACACUUGUCGGUCAUCCCGAAGCUGGCCAUGGGGAUACUGGAAAGCAGCGGCCUCAUGCCCGCUGAGGAGCUUGACCAGUUCAUGAAUACUAUAUUAAGAUCAGUAUGUCAAAUUGCUGAUCCCCCUCCGAGCUUCGAUGCUGACAUACAUAGCGUAUCUCACGCCGAGUCAUCGCGGAACAGCAUCUCUCCUUAA
Molecule: messenger RNA, 453 nt
Organism: Phaeoacremonium minimum UCRPA7
Lineage: Eukaryota; Fungi; Ascomycota; Sordariomycetes; Togniniales; Togniniaceae
Product: putative pyruvate dehydrogenase protein
Exons: 2
Coding region: 1-453 (150 amino acids)
Biological process (GO): regulation of glucose metabolic process; protein phosphorylation
Cellular component (GO): mitochondrion
Molecular function (GO): pyruvate dehydrogenase (acetyl-transferring) kinase activity
Source: RefSeq, a predicted model, not a curated record